AUGGAGGACACAUUCCUGCUGAACCAUCCAGGAGUCAAAAAGAAGAUUCUGGCAGGAGGCUCAGGACCACUGCCACACCUUCCAAUUGGGACAAAGCUGAUUUUCCAUUUCCAGACGCUGCUGGACGACUUUGACCGAACAGUCAUUGAUGACAGUCGACUGGCAGGCCGGCCGGCUGAGAUAUUUGCCGGAAAGAUGUUCAAGAUGGAAGUCUGGGAGACCCUGCUGGGGUCCAUGAGGAUCGGAGAGGUGGCUGAGUUCUGGUGUGAUGCUGUUCACACAGGCUUGUAUCCCAUCGUGUCCAAGGGAAUGAGGCUCGUUGCUCAAGGGAAAGACCCCCUGGAGGGCCAGAGACACAUGUGUGGCAUGGGAAACAUGUUCAACUAUCACUCAACGGGUUUCCCCGAGCUGGACGAGCUGAUGAGAACUCCUCAGCCUCUCAUAUUCAUCAUGGAGCUGUUGCAGGGAUCUUCAGCGCGGCGUGCCUCCGUGUCGUGA
Notothenia coriiceps (black rockcod) is the source of this 498-nucleotide messenger RNA. RefSeq names its product aryl-hydrocarbon-interacting protein-like 1. The transcript is spliced from 4 exons. Gene Ontology annotation, molecular function: peptidyl-prolyl cis-trans isomerase activity. Bases 1 to 498 code for a protein of 165 amino acids. Lineage: Eukaryota; Metazoa; Chordata; Actinopteri; Perciformes; Nototheniidae. The record is from RefSeq and is a predicted model, not a curated record.